Messenger RNA from Trichomonas vaginalis G3, 463 nucleotides. RefSeq lists its product as uncharacterized. The annotation marks the transcript as partial. The record is from RefSeq and is a predicted model, not a curated record. Lineage: Eukaryota; Parabasalia; Trichomonadida; Trichomonadidae. The transcript has a single exon.
AUGAAGCAAGUUAAAUUCGUCCCACACCAAUCUCAAUGGACCGAUGAAGAGUUUCAAGCUAUGGUUGAAGGUGUUGAGAACGACAUAGACGGCGAACUUGAAGGAGCUCAAAUCACAAUUGCAACCAAAAUUGCAGGAGUCAAGGAACAGAUAGCUCCACUUAAAGCUACCAAAGCUACUCUUGACCUCAUGGAUACUUACCGUUUAGAAGUAAAGAGUGGAAUAAGACAAUUAAAAUUAAAACUUCUAAACUACGAAGCUAUACUCCAAAAGUUAGCAGAAAUGAGAAGACUUUACCAGAGCUACUUACAUGUAAGGGACUUACCUUCAUGCAGUCCGACCAAAGAUGAAUUUUCUGACAUUGUCCCAAUUUUGUCCGAAAGUCAGCUCAGAUGUUUUGAACUGCUCCCAACAUAUCCAGAAUAUGAACGUUUGCCUGAACUCUUCCGCAAUCUCAAAAAAC